Molecule: messenger RNA, 4010 nt
Organism: Acanthaster planci (crown-of-thorns starfish)
Lineage: Eukaryota; Metazoa; Echinodermata; Asteroidea; Valvatida; Acanthasteridae
Gene: msh2
Product: mutS homolog 2
Biological process (GO): mitotic recombination; mismatch repair
Cellular component (GO): nucleus; MutSalpha complex
Molecular function (GO): ATP binding; ATP-dependent DNA damage sensor activity; mismatched DNA binding
Source: RefSeq, a predicted model, not a curated record
UGGGAAGAUUAGGCCAAUCAAAGCAAUGUUCAUCAAAACGCUCGGCGAGGUUAUUAUCAUUCAAGAUGGCGCUGCAGUCUCACCAACAACUUUCGAUGGACAGUACUCAGGAACAAGGUUUCGUUACAUUCUUGAAGUCCAUGCCCGCGAAACCUCCAACAACAUACAGAGUUUUUGACAGAUCGGAUUACUACACUGUCCAUGGUGAAGAUGCACUAUUUACAGCCAGGGAAUUCUUCAAAACACUUGGUGUUGUCAAAUACUUGGGUUCUGGAGAGCGGAAAGUGGCCUCCGUGGUACUGAGUAAGAUGAACUUUGAGAGUACAGUGAGAGAUCUGUUGCUGGUGCGGCAGUAUCGUGUGGAGGUGUACAGGAACAUGGCCACAGGGAAGGGCAUUGACUGGCAGUGUGCUUUCAAGGCGUCACCCGGAAAUCUGACCCAAUUUGAGGAUAUUCUCUUUGGCGCCAGCAAUGACAUGUCAGCUUCGGCUAGCGUAAUCGCCGUCAAACACAUUGCAGAGGGCUCUGGUGGGCAGAAAAUUGUGGGAGUGGGCUAUGUGGACGCCACUCUCCGGGAGUUGGCAGUGUGCCAAUUUGCUGACAAUGAGCAGUUCUCAAAUCUUGAGGCUCUGCUCGUCCAGCUCAGCCCCAAGGAGUGUCUCUUGCCUGCCCAGUCAGGCGAGGGCACCACCGAGUCCACCAAGCUCAAAAGCCUCCUGGAGCAGAGCGGGGUGCUCCUGACCGAGCGCAAGAGGGCCGACUUUGGCACCAAGGAUGUGGAGCAGGACCUGAACCGCCUGCUGAAGGGGGCCAAUGAGGAGCAGCGGAAGGCCUCUACGCUUGCAGAGAUAGAGAAGACGCACGCCGUUGCCUCACUGGCAGCCUUGAUCAAGUACCUGGAGUUGUUAGCCGACGAGAGCAAUUUCAACCAGUUUCGCCUGAAGACCUUUGACCUAGCCCAGUACAUGAAGCUGGACUCAGCCGCUGUGAGGGCAUUAAGUCUUCUUCCCACCCCACAAGAUGCUGGCAACAAGACCGCAUCAGUGUUAGGCCUCCUCAACAAAUGCAGGACACCUCAAGGUCAAAGGUUGUUGGGACAGUGGAUCAAGCAGCCACUGGUGGAUAAAAACAAAAUAGAAGAGAGGUUGAACGUUGUAGAGGCACUUGUCAGUGAUACAGAGCUACGCCAGACCCUCCAAGAGGAACAGCUAAAGCGCGUGCCCGACCUCCAACGACUUGCCAAGAGGCUGCAACGCAAGAAGGCCACACUAGAGGACUGCUAUCGUGUCUACCAAGUAGUGGAAUUCAUGCCGGCUGUGCUCGAAACACUUGAGAGACACGUCAGUAAUCACAGCACGUUGUUAAAAGAAGUCUUCACUAACCCCAUUAAGGAAUUGCUUCUCGACUUUGCCAAGUUUCAGGAGAUGGUGGAGACUACGAUGGACUUGGAGCAAGUGCAGAACCAUGAGUUUCUGAUCAAACCAGACUUUGAUGAGAACUUGACUAACUUGAGAGAACGAAUGGACAGUCUAGAGAAUGACAUCCAGGGUUUGCUGGGUAAAGCAGCGAGGGACCUCGGGCUUGAAGCCAACAAGACAAUCAAGCUAGAGUCUAACAACCAGCUGGGAUACUUCUUCAGAGUCACGAGAAAGGAGGAAAAAGCUCUUCGGAAUAAUAAGAAAUACUCCACCAUCGACACCAAUAAGAACGGGGUUCGAUUCACCCACUCCAACCUUCGGGGGUUAAACGAAGAACACAUGGCAGCAAAAGAGGAGUACAAUGAAACCCAGAAGGCGGUCGUAGCGGAGAUUGUGAGCAUAGCAGCUGGCUACGUUGAGCCCAUGCUAAACCUGAGUGACAUCCUUGCCCAGUUAGACGUUCUAGUCAGCUUUGCCCACGUCUCUGCGCAUGCUCCUGUGUCUUACGUCCGACCCACGCUGACGGAGAAGGGGCAAGGCGGUCUCAGACUGGUCCAAGCCAGGCACCCCUGCUUGGAAAUGCAAGACGAAAUUGCAUUCAUCCCAAAUGACGUGACCUUUGAGAGGGGGAAACGGAUGUUCCAUAUUAUCACGGGCCCCAACAUGGGCGGGAAGUCCACGUACAUUAGACAGACAGGUAUCAUUGUCCUCAUGGCUCAGUUGGGAUGCUUCGUCCCCUGCCAGUCAGCGGAGAUCUCCAUUGUUGACUGCAUCCUGGCCAGGGUGGGUGCCGGGGAUAGUCAGCUGAAAGGGGUCUCGACGUUCAUGUUGGAGAUGCUAGAAACAGCAUCCAUUCUCAGGACUGCCACUGAUAAUUCUCUGAUCAUCAUUGACGAACUGGGCAGAGGGACCUCAACGUAUGAUGGCUUUGGCUUAGCCUGGGCAAUUUCAGAGUACAUUGCAACCAAGAUCAAAGGGUUCUGUCUGUUUGCGACUCACUUCCACGAAUUGACAGCUCUCGCUGACGCCGUGCCUACUGUGAAUAAUCUGCAUGUGACAGCUUUGACUAGUGACGGGCAACUCACACUUCUGUACAGGGUCAAACCAGGUGUGUGCGACCAAAGCUUUGGUAUCCAUGUCGCUGAGUUGGCCCACUUCCCCCAGAAGGUCAUAGACUAUGCCAAGAUGAAAGCGGCUGAGCUGGAAGACUAUCAGAGCAUCAGCCUGUCGGGAGCAAGCAGCAGGGAGGGUCUUGACGAGCCAGCUGCUAAGAAAAGAAGGCUGGACAAACAGGAGGGAGAGGCGAUUAUCCAAGAUUUUCUGGACAAAGUCAGACAGCUGGACACGGACAGAUUGUCCGAGGAAGACCUCCACAGCGAGCUGCAGAAACUGAAGGCUGAGGUGGAGGCUAAGAACAAUGCUUACAUAAAGGAUCUGUUGGUGAGGUCAGCUGAGAGGGGUCUGCAACCAGACUGUUGAACCCUGACCUCUGACCUGUAAGGCAAGUUCACCAAUAUUUAGCUCCUAUGUACGGUGAAGUUGGAGGGUUUACUGCAGGAUGAUUGAUUGAAGAGUGGUCCAAGUUAAUGUCUUUUUCCUAACCGCAUAGUGUUUUUAUUUCUUUUCUUCAUCCAUCUACUUUUUUAGAGGGAAAGUUGGAUUUCAAACAAAAAUUGCUUUUUCUGAGUGCCCCCCACAUUGAUCUAUAGGUUUACAUUGGGUUGAUUAUGUGUGUUGGCGGUGGACAGGUGAACAAUGCAUGCACACCUGUAUGUUUCCAAAUGCCGAGGUAGGCAGCAGUGACCCCCUUGUUGGCUGAGCGUUUAAACGGUAUAAAGUUUUAUCAAAUUAACCCUAACCCUCCUCAAUCCUCCAACAGGUGAAGGAUUCAGGAGGGUAAGGGUUAAGUUAGAUUCCUACCCUUAGUGUGAAGCUAGUUUACAUAGAAAUGGUACUUGCUGCUAAUUUGGGGUUUUGUAAUUUUCAGCUACUCUGUUCUUUUAGUUUUUAAGCAAAUGAAUGUUUAAGAGUACCUUAGCUUAUGCCAAAUAAAUUGUGAAGGGACAUAAUGGAUGGAUUCAUUUAACAGCAUUCAAUGAUUGAAGAAAGCAUAACACCUGCAUUCGCUAAUAUGAAAGUUUUCCGUCAAGAAUUGUUGCCAAGUCACCGCUCGUCAAUCACAGGUCAAAUGAACUGCGACGUGGUCCAUUCAGUACUGUUGGCAUUGUUCAUUCAUGAGUGCAUAGACUGGCGACUGACUUGUCUUGUCUGACUCAUGUACAACUCUGGUUAACUUGAAAUGGUUUCCGAUCUCUUCAAACUGUUGAUGGAUGCAUUUAAACUUAAUGGUCAUUGUAUUGCGACUUGCCAACUCCAAUGUAAGCAAAGAAUAUUUUUUUAAUGAUUUGUUAAUACACAUACUAUCAUCCGUCAUGGUAAAUAAAAGCUGUUUGUGCAUAGUCACCAGCAUGCCGGGUCUAACUUUUGAAGAACCCUUUGUAUGGUAAUACCAAGGCAAGUGAUUUGAACAUGGUCUUGUUCUAGUGUAGUGUAAUUGCCAGUGACGAGAGAAAGUGAGGCGGUGAGGCCAAA